AAUUCUUUCUUGCACAUUAGUUAUUGCCACGAGUUUCAAAGGGCGAGUUAGUUUUUUCUCUGGGGGCGAUACAAACAACGGUAUUGCGUUGGUUCAUUGAUAUUUUUGUGCCCAAAAGUCUUUUGACGGCACCUUUUUUGCGCGAUCGAAGCGAUGAAUAUCGGCUUGGCUCCUUCUGCGUCCGCUACUAGCGCUACCGUUUCGUCACAGCUCAUCGGUCUAAUCGGCAAAAUCAGACGGUAUUGUCCGAGCAAGCGUCCGGCGCUGACGACUGUUUGUUGGAUUUCCGAUUCCUGUCCGAUGUUGGCGCGUCUGUUUGGCGGCGGACUUCGAGCAGCGGAGGCCAAGCUUCGGAGGAAGCUGGAGCAGUUUUACAUUAGCAAGAUAGUCUGGGUGCCGAAGCAAAACGGGUGCUAUGUUCAUUUUGGAAACACCAAAGACUGCCAACAGGCGGCUCGUCAUUGGAACCGCACGUCUCGCGCGAGCAGAGCGUUUAUUGUGGAGGGGCAGCCCUUCGUCGAGGACCUCACUAGUCGAAAGGCCUCUCCGCUGCUCGAAGUUAAAUCGAGGCCGAAGUUCGCCUUGACACAAGAAGAUCUUUUUGUGCAAAUGCGUCGAUUCGGGAAGAUGAGAGACAUGACGGUGGACGAGUCCAAGGGCGUCGCGUGCGUUCGUUUCAGCAAGGUUUCGUACGCGAAUGCGGCGAGGAACUGCAUGGACGGGAAGGAGAUAGGAGAGUCCAUACUGGAGGUCAACUACAUUCGGUUGCCGUGGAAGCUGCCGGUGGAUUUGCUUACGUCACCGAAGGCAAUCGUACCGAUAGCGGCGGCCACGUUUGUGUUAUUUACGGCGCUUUUGUCGCCGGUGAGAAUUUACUUUGUGGCGCAGAGGUUGACGGUCGAGCAGUCGAUUGAUACGCUGAGGGCCGAGUUUCAGAACAACUACGCGGUGUCGAAGACGACGAGUCCAGAGUUGGAGCUUCGCGAAUGGAUCAACGGCCGGCCGAGCAACGUGUUGAUGUUGGUGGGGCCGAAGGGGACCGACAAGAGUAUGAUUCUCAAUAAGGUGUUGCAGCGACGUAUUUUUUCAGUUCGUGUUGACUGCAGUCAGGUCGAAACGGUACAAGAUUUUGUGGACCAUUUUGUACGAGAUAUUGGGUUUCGCCCUUCGUUUGCGGCCUUCAAUCAUUUGUUUUUCGUUCUUUUCAGUUCGUUUAUUCCAAACGCGACACAGCUGUCGCACGACAUUCAAAUCCAAUCCUUGCUCAGCACACUUGACCGCGUGUUCGCCCUUCCUCAUUCCACUUCCCAACAUGCUGUCAUCGCUUUCGACGAAUUUGACCAAUUUGUCAAAAUUCUGCAUUCUGAAAAAAAAGAGGAGGCCAAAAGAGCGGCCACGGUGCUCAACAUACUCUGCAAUUGGGCGAAGACGACGACGGUGCGUGGACGCGCACACAUUAUUUUUGUGUCUAAUACGGUUUACACUCGUGACAAGUUGAGUUUGAUAGAGGGCUUCAACUCGCUCCCGACUAUUUGGUUCAACGACAUAUCUCACGCCGAAGCUGAGGAAUACCUCAGGUCUAGAAUCAUCUCUAUGCGCGGUAUCAACUCUCCCAUCCUUUCUAGAAUUCCAGACAUCGUUCGCCUUCUGGGCGGCCGUCUGGGAGAUUUGGACCACUUGCUCUUCCAGCUGUCUUGCGACCGUCCCGUCGAUAAGGCCGUUUUCCAAAUGCUCGAAGACACCAAAAUGCGACUUCGAAAUACGGGAUUUGGCCCCACCAUUUUUUCCUCCAGUCAAUCUCCGUGGAACCAAAUUCAGCUCUGGAAGCUCAUGAUGCUCCUUCAGAAGAGCCCCUACGUCGACUACGACUACGCCCUCGUCACCAUCUUCGAGGGCAACGAGUCCGCCAUCGAAGGACUCGUCGAAAACAGAAUCCUCAGCAUUCACGUCAACGCCAACGACGAGCGCCUCGUUGUACCCUAUUCCCCACUCAUGAGCGCCGCCUUCACCGACCUCAUCGACCGCGAGUUGGAAUUCCGCUGGGGGAUGGAGCGGUACAAGACCGUAUUCGAAAUCGGCAAAGACAUGAGCCUACUGGAAAAGCUGGAGACCGAGUUGACCAAGCUUUCCACCUUCUUCUCUUGCAAGGGUGUUUAUCCUCCAGGCGAAGGAAUAGAGAAUCGAUUUCUGCAACUGGACAAGGAAAUACAAGCCGUCUACCAAAGACUGGCCGCGAAGAAAAGAGCACUAUCCACCAUCGAACACGCUAUCUCUCAGUUCAGCCCCUGUCAAAAGUCCCCUUCUAACUAACACUUCAGAAAAAAAAAUAAAAAAAAUUUUCUUUUUCUUUCAG
Molecule: messenger RNA, 2353 nt
Organism: Schistocerca gregaria
Lineage: Eukaryota; Metazoa; Arthropoda; Insecta; Orthoptera; Acrididae
Product: mitochondrial escape protein 2 homolog
Exons: 3
Coding region: 154-2310 (718 amino acids)
Cellular component (GO): mitochondrial inner membrane
Molecular function (GO): RNA binding
Source: RefSeq, a predicted model, not a curated record